Molecule: messenger RNA, 1032 nt
Organism: Triticum turgidum subsp. durum (durum wheat)
Lineage: Eukaryota; Viridiplantae; Streptophyta; Magnoliopsida; Poales; Poaceae
Source: the annotation of a GenBank genome assembly
AUGGCGUCCAGCUCACCGUGUCCUCCUCCGUCGCCGCGGCUCGCCCACCUCCUCCUCGUCCUCGUCGCCGCGGUCGUCCUGCUUGGCCGCGGCGGAGAGGCACGGCAGCCGGCGCCGCUCCACGGCGUCGUGCGGUCCAUGGCAUUCGACGAGGGCUACACCCAACUCUUCGGCAGCGGCAACCUCGCCCUCCGCCGCGAUGGCAAGCGCGUCCACCUCGCCCUCGACGAGUCCACCGGCUCCGGGUUCGCCUCCCAGGACCUGUUCCUCCACGGCUUCUUCAGCGCCGCAGUGAAGCUCCCUGCCGACUAUGCCGCCGGUGUCGUCGUUGCAUUCUACCUGUCGAACGCCGACGCGUACGAGAAGACCCACGACGAGCUGGACUUCGAGUUCCUGGGCAACGUGCGCGGGCGCGAGUGGCGGGUGCAGACCAACGUGUACGGCAACGGCAGCACCGGCGCCGGCCGGGAGGAGCGCUACGACCUCCCCUUCGACCCCACGGACGACUUCCACCACUACUCCAUCCUCUGGACCCAACACCGCAUCAUAUUCUACGUGGAUGAGACCCCGAUCAGGGAGGUGGUGAGGAGGGAGGCCAUGGGCGCGGCGUUCCCCUCCAAGCCCAUGUCCCUCUACGCCACCAUCUGGGACGGCUCCGCCUGGGCCACCCUCGGUGGCCGCUACAGGGUCAACUACAAGUACGCGCCAUUCGUCGCCGAGUUCGGCGACCUCGUCCUCCAGGGCUGCCCCGUCAACCCCAUCGACCACGCCGCGGCGGCGGCCUGCGGCACGCCCUGGUACGAGCCCGCCGCCGCCUCCUUGUCGGCCGGGCAGCAGGCGUCGAUGUCUGCUUUCAGGCGUGGGCACAUGUCCUACUCCUACUGCCACGACCGCCGCCGGUACCCGGUCGCUCUGUCAGAGUGUGACGCCGCCGCGCUCCCGCGCUUGUUCGGCCCGGACGGGAUGAAGUACGGCGGCGACCGCCGGCACCGCCGCGGAGGGCGCGGCCACCGCUCCGACGUCGUCAUGUGA